AUGCAGUUUCCAUACCGCAUUUUAUAUUCAGUAUUUAUCAUCAAUUUAUUUGUAUCAAAUAAUCCUACGCUAUGCAAAACGUACGAGUAUUCUAGAGAAUUUCUUCUCGACAACCAUUUUUUUUACCUCGAACCACCACAAACUGCCUUUGCUCUUGACAUUGAACCCAUAAGUUAUCCUGACAAAUGCGACUUAAAACAAUUAUAUAUGAUUUCUAGACACGGAUCAAGAUAUCCAGGUCCAAAUAAUAUUAGAGCUUUUGACGAAUUGGAAAAAAUAUUUGCCAAUGUUGAUGUUGCAAAGGAAUGGUAUAAAAAUCCUUUCCCCAUGAAUAAAAAUUUGCAAUUGAUCAAACGAGGGGAAAUCGAACCUUAUUUUGAUGGAUUACAAUCCCGUAAAAGAUAUGAAAAAUUUUGGGAUGAAGUUGAAUAUGAUCCCGAAGUUAUAAAAUUUCAAAGUACUCAAUUUACAAGAAACGGUGCGUCGAUAAUGUCUUUUUCUCAAGGUUUAUUUAAUGGCAAGGGGCCUUUAGAUACUUGUAAAAGUCAACCUAUUUACUAUCUGACUGUACCACCGGAAAAAGAUGAUACAUGUAUGAUAUAUGCCUCCUGUAAACUUUGGAACGAGACUGUUGCUUCUAAUAAUAAAUUACUUGACGAACAAGUUUUCGCCUAUGGUAACAAGACGCUAACAAAAAUUGCCAACCGACUUUCCGAAACAUACCAUAUUAGCCCACCUCUUGAACCACGUCUAGUACCACAACUCUUUGACAAUUGCCAAUUUUGGCUCACCGUUUUUAAUCGAACCGAUGCGUGUUAUCUUACUCAGCUUGUAAAUGGAGUUGAGAAUUAUUUAAAUGGUAAUUCUAGUAUGAUAGCUGAUAUAAAAAAUGCUCAAAGUUUUAGCAUGGAUUUGAUACUUACUACAUUGGGAGUAUUUAAAAACGAAUUUCCACUCACAGCAGAUUUAACCUAUGAACAAAUUAAAAAUGUUAAAUAUACGGAAUAUAAACUUUUGUAUUGGUCUUCUACGCUUUAUUUCGAAAUUUAUACGUGUUCCGAUGAUAGCGUGUUGAUACGUGUGUUGCUCAAUUUUAAACCGUUUGUAAUUCCGGGUUGUAAUAGUGAAUAUUGCGAAUGGAACAAAUUUAAAGAGAUUCUUGGUGAUAAGAUUGGAUGCGAUUUUAAUAAGAUGUGCAAUAAUCCUUGA
Funneliformis caledonium is the source of this 1209-nucleotide messenger RNA. The record is from the annotation of a GenBank genome assembly. Lineage: Eukaryota; Fungi; Glomeromycota; Glomeromycetes; Glomerales; Glomeraceae.